Molecule: messenger RNA, 1524 nt
Organism: Paracoccidioides lutzii Pb01
Exons: 1
Coding region: 1-1524 (507 amino acids)
Source: RefSeq, a predicted model, not a curated record
AUGUCAUUAACUGUAAAGCAUCUCAAUGCUGAUACCACAUUUCUCCUUACCUUUGACCCCGACGAGGGCGACUCAGCUUAUCGAGACCACAAAUCAUCCCCUUCAUUUACAAUACUUGUCGACCCAUGGCUAGUGGGGCCCUCCGUCAUCGGCCAUCGCUGGUUUGUGUCUUCCGAACACAGUGUGCAGCCAUGCAUAAACCAUCUCUCUCAGCUCGAUCAAGAGCCCGAUCUGGUCAUUGUAUCGCAAGACAAUCCAGAUCAUUGUCAUGAAUCUACACUAUGUCAAUUACCCAGAAAAUCAUCCAAGACGAGUAUUGUGGCGGUUCCUAAGGCGGCAGAGACCAUCCAAAAUUUUGAUCAUUUUCAUCGUACCAAAAUCGUUGCUAUUCCCGAAUACAGCCCCAAGAGACCGGAGUCAAUUUUGCAUUUUUCGAUUAACCCAUUAACGCAGACGGGAGAGGCAGGCGAAGUGACAAUUGCUUUGGUACCCGCACGAGAUCUGGCAGGGGUUCAUAAUGCAAUUGGGAUCAAAUAUCUAGCUCCCACAGCGGGGCCGUGUUCUGAGCCCUUUUCAACUAUCAAUCUCCCACCACGAGAUCCCCCUAUUCAUGGAGUGCUUCAGCCAGCUCAGGACUUAUCCGGGAAGCGGGAAGGGGCCGAUAAGCGCGUUCCAUCGGAGCCGAUAUCAUCACCAACAAACAUUGUUCCCAAUCCAAAAACAUCUCCGAAUCUUCGAUCAAGUAUAAUGUCAAAACCUACCCUGUCCCUACGCCCGCGUUCGCAUAAACAAAGUCAACGGCAAAAUGACUUUAGUGUUGAAAUCCCCCCUCUCGCUCGCGAAUCUCUAACCGCCACUGCUCCAACAGCAUCCUCAUCCCAUCUGCCCUCACUAAAAUGUAAAAAUGGCGAUUCUACAAGCCAUGCAUCCCCUAUCUGCUCACCGGAAGCACAUCCUCCCUCUUUGGAUUUGCCAUCUGGAUCCCCAUCUACACCCAUGGUGGAAUCUCCAUCCUCAACAAAUCGGGUAUCUCAAGCCGAGACCAGCACUGAAUUCACAACUUUCUCCUCCGCUCCGUCCACAGCCGCCGCUGAGGUAUACCAAUCAGCCUCCAGCCGACGUCCAGCCCCCAUCUCCAUCCUCUACACUCCUCACGGCCUCCCCGCAAGUCCCGCACUAGAUAAAUUUAUCUCAAAUUAUCUACACAUAGAUACCAACACCUCUGCCUCGCAACCUCUAACACUGCUAAUCCACGCGUUUCACUGCGUGCAAAACCCGUGGUAUCUAGGCGGAAAUAUUAUUGCGGGCGCAAAUCGCGGCGGUGUGACCUUGGCGAAGAAACUACGGGCGAAAUGCUGGAUUGGUGCGCACGAUGAAGAAAAGAUCACUGGUGGGGUGGUUUCGAAGUUUGUAAAGAUAGAGAAGGGGAUGGUGGGGGAUAUCAGGAGGAUUGUGAGGGAGGGAGGGGUAGAGUGCGAUGUUCGGGAAUUGGGGGUUGGAGAGGAGAUUAUUUUAAAGGGAUAG